Solanum verrucosum is the source of this 1773-nucleotide messenger RNA. RefSeq lists its product as uncharacterized. The transcript has 8 exons. NCBI's taxonomy places the organism in Eukaryota, Viridiplantae, Streptophyta, Magnoliopsida, Solanales, Solanaceae. The record is from RefSeq and is a predicted model, not a curated record. The coding region runs from base 101 to 1603 and encodes 500 amino acids.
UUCCUGAUCUGAUUUGGUGGUCCUUUGCAGGUUUCGUCUGUACUUGAUCAUUGUAAUUCAUAAACAGAAAGAUCUUGAUUAAGUUCUCUUCUGAUGCAACAUGGAGGAUCCCUUUUUACAUCUUGCAAGCUUGAGCUCUUAUAUUGCCCAGCAAUUUGUUCAAUUUAUUGAGGAUCUUAUCUGCAGAGAUAUCCUUGGGUGGUCAGAAUAUUUAGUUGACUUUGGUGGUCUGCUUGUAAACUUUACCAGUGACGGGGGUUGUAGAACUGUUCCUGAGGCUUGUUCAUUUCCUUCAAGAGUAUCUGACACAGGAACAAGCUUUAGAAUUCACGCAAGACGAUCCUCCUAUGUCAAUGAUAACUUGCCUGUAAAUUCAUUAUUAGAAAUUGUAAGAAGUAAUCAAAGUUAUGGAGGUUUCAGACUCAUUUUUGAAGGGUUGAUGCUUCCAGUAUAUGGUCUGAGAUUCACUUGGAAACUUUCGUUGGCCUCUUGGAGGUGUUUCAUAUCUCAUAUCAGAUGUGCUCUAGUUCAAGUUCAGAGUGUUAUAUCCCGUGUACAUACAACCUUGCGUGGGUCUUCUGAUGACAUUGGGUGGUUGCAACAAGCUACUGAAAUGGCUCCUGUUGUUGAUGGUUCAGCUAGAUUUAGAGAACUACUACAAGAUAUUAGGAAUGGACAGCACACACUGCCUGAUUCUUUUGUUUAUCUACUGAUUCCAGGGUUUUUCAGCAAUCACGGCCCUUUAUAUUUUGUGAGCACUAAGAAGUUUUUUUCGAAGAUGGGGUUAACUUGCCAUAUUGCUAAGAUACAUAGUGAGGCAUCCGUGGAACAAAAUGCGUGGGAACUGAAGCAAUGCAUCGAGGAGUUACAUUGGGGAUCAGGAAAACAUGUCAUGCUGCUUGGUCACAGUAAGGGUGGGGUUGAUGCUGCCGCCGCUUUGUCAAAAUAUUGGCAUGAUUUAAAGGAUAAAGUUGCAGGACUGGCAUUUGUGCAGAGCCCUUAUGGUGGAAUACCUGUUGCAUCAGAUAUUCUUCGUGACGGACAGAUUGCUGACAAGGAAACACGAAGGAUCAUGGAGUUUUUACUAUGCAAGUUAAUUAAGGGUGAUAUACGGGCAUUAGAGGAUCUAACAUACGAGAAGCGAAAGGAGUUCUUAAAAAACCACAAGCUUCCUGAUGAUAUUCCACUCAUCUCCUUCCAUUCUGAAGCAAGCAUAGCCCUGAAUGUAAUAGCAACAAUGUCCCAUAUAGCACAUGCAGAACUUCCGUGGCUGCCUUUGCCCGGAUUUGGUGACAAUGAGUCGGAGAAUGUGAUCCAAGCAGGGUGCAAGGUGCCUGUCAUAGUUCCUGUUUCUGCUGCACUGGCUCUUUGUGCUCUCCACCUGCAACUAAGGUAUGGAGAGAAGAGUGAUGGUCUAGUGACCUGUCGUGAUGCUGAAGUUCCCGGGUCAGUGGUUGUAAAACCAGACAUAAAGCUUGAUCAUGCUUGGAUGGUUUAUUCGUCAUGGAGAAAGGACCCAAAUGAAGCGGACGCUAGUGAAAUGUGUGAGGCUCUCUUAACUAUGCUUGUGGAACUCGGUAUGAAACGAAAGGAAGUUUGUUGACUAUGUAUGCGAUGUUAGAUCGAAUCCUUUGAACAAUCAAGUUCCCUGAUAACUAGAUGGGACUGAAAUAUCAGAUGUUUUUUCCAACCUACUCUGAUUAAUGUCUAGAUAUGGUUUUGUUUUAGCUAGUACGUAUAAUCUCUGAGAAGUACCAGUUAGUUCCAUUUUCA